Molecule: messenger RNA, 3471 nt
Organism: Morus notabilis
Lineage: Eukaryota; Viridiplantae; Streptophyta; Magnoliopsida; Rosales; Moraceae
Product: receptor protein kinase TMK1
Exons: 3
Coding region: 236-3142 (968 amino acids)
Biological process (GO): protein phosphorylation
Molecular function (GO): protein binding; ATP binding; protein kinase activity
Source: RefSeq, a predicted model, not a curated record
UGUACCUCUCUGCAUUUCCCAUGAAAAAAGCCUCCUCUUUCCAUUCUCUUCAGCAUUUUUUAGUCUGAUCACUCUCAUUUCACGUCCCAUUUGUUCCCCUCUAUUCCCUUCUGAAUUCCAUUUCGACGAUGAAAGCCAUUCAAAAUCAUAAUUCAUGUUUGUUUUUCAACUUCAUUUGAUUUUUCCACAUUUUACGUAAUCUUUAUAUAUAUAUAUAUAUAUAUAUUUGAUACAGAUGGCAAUGGAGGAUGGGGAGAGUAAAAAGUUACGUAUUUGUUUGGUUUUGUGUCUCUUCUUCAUAACGUCUUAUAGUACCACUGACCCCAAUGAUGUCAAAGUUCUUAAUGACUUCAGAGAAGGCUUAGAGAACUCAGAGCUUCUCAAAUGGCCAGAAAAUGGAGAUGAUGACCCUUGUGGCCCGCCUUCAUGGCCUCACGUGUUCUGUUCAGGGGACAGAGUUUCACAGGUUCAAGUCCAGAAUUUGGGACUCAAAGGAACUCUUCCUCAGAGCUUUAACCAGCUCUCAAAGCUCUCAAAUUUAGGCCUCCAAGGGAACAAGUUCUACGGCGAAUUGCCUAGUUUUCGGGGUUUAUCCGACUUGGAAUUCGCUUACUUGGACAACAAUGAGCUCGACACAAUUCCGUCCGAUUUCUUCUCCGGUCUCAGCAAUGUCCGCGUCUUGGCGUUGGAUCGAAACCCGUUCAACGCGACCACCGGGUGGUCUAUUCCCGAGGACUUGGCGGAAUCGUUUCAGUUGACGAAUCUCUCUUUAGUGGAGUGUAAUGUGGUUGGACCGGUUCCGGAAUUCCUAGGCGCAUUGCCAUCCCUCGCGGUUCUUAAACUGUCUUACAACAGAUUGACCGGUGAGAUUCCGUCGAGUUUAAGGGAGUCGUUGGUGCAGAUUUUGUGGCUGAAUGAUCAAGAUGGUGAAGGGAUGAGCGGCUCAAUUGAUGUCAUCACAUCAAUGACAGUGUUGACCCAAGUUUGGUUACAUGGAAACAAGUUCACAGGCAAGAUUCCGGACAACGUUGGACAACUUCUCUCUCUCAAGGAACUCAACCUCAAUGGCAACAAUCUUGUUGGUCCUGUUCCUCAAAGCUUGGUAAAUAUGGAGCUUGAGAGAUUAGACUUGAGCAAUAACUUCCUCGUCGGUCCAAUCCCGGAGUUUAAGGCCGGUAAUGCUACAUAUGCUUCCAAUUACUUUUGUCAAUCUGAUCCUGGCCUUCAAUGUGCACCAGAAGUUACUGCACUUUUAGAUUUUCUCCAUGAUGUAAAUUACCCUUUAAAGCUUGUUUCUGAGUGGUCGGGAAAUGAUCCGUGCGACGGGCCAUGGAUGGGAUUGAGUUGCAAUCUUAAGUCCAAGGUUUCCGUUAUCAAUUUGCCCGGUCGCGGUCUGAAUGGCACUCUGAGUCCAUCACUUGCAAAGCUAGAUUCAUUGUUUGAAAUUAGGCUUUCAGGAAACAACAUAAAUGGAACCAUUCCUGAUAAUUUUACUCAGUUGGAAAACUUGAGACUGUUGGAUUUAACUGGAAACAAUCUUGAGCCUCCAUUGCCGAGAUUUCACGAUAGUGUGAAGAUCAUCAUAGAUGAAAAUCCAUUUUUUGUUGCAAACAAAACAACUCCUCCUGCUGUACCUAGUGAAAGUCCAGAUUUCCCUAGUCCAAUAUCUCCUUCUCCCUCAAAACACACAUCAGAACAUGCGCCGAGAUCUCACGGUGCGACGUCCCCAAGCACUAAUUCUGAUGGUUCUAGUCCUGCAGAAGUGGAAUCCCAGCCAAAACAGUCCAACAGAACCAAACAAGUCACAAUUGUUGCAGGCAUUUGUUCUGCCUCUGUUGUGGCUCUUUUCAUGACUUUUGUGUUUGUAUUCUUUUGUAUGAAGAAAAAGGCAGCCUUAGAAGCUCCUAGUUCCAUUGUGAUUCACCCUAGAGACCCGUCUGAUCCAGACAAUAUGGUUAAGAUUGCGGUUUCGAACAACUCCACAGGGAGCUUAUUCACUCGAACAGCGAGUAGUUCCAUCAGCAGCACCGCAACUGACUCUCGGCAGAUUGAGGCUGGGAACCUAGUUAUAUCUGUUCAAGUUCUUCGGAAAGCGACGAAGGAUUUUGCUCCUGAAAAUGAGCUUGGCCGUGGUGGAUUUGGAACUGUUUACAAGGGUGAGCUUGAAGACGGGACCGAAAUCGCUGUCAAGAGAAUGGAGGGCGGGGUGAUUAGUAGCAAGGCACUUGAUGAAUUCGAAGCGGAAAUUGCUGUUCUUUCCAAGGUCAGACAUAGACAUUUGGUUUCGCUUUUGGGGUACACCAUUGAGGGCAAUGAGAGGCUUCUUAUAUAUGAUUAUUUGCCUCAAGGUGCUCUUAGCAGGCAUCUUUUCCACUGGAAAAGUCUGAAUUUGAAGCCACUUUCAUGGACAAAUAGACUCAUAAUUGCGCUUGAUGUUGCUAGAGGAAUGGAGUAUCUACAUAGCUUAGCACGCCAAACCUUCAUACACCGCGAUCUCAAGUCGUCUAACAUUCUUCUAGGCGAUGACUUCCGGGCAAAAGUUUCGGAUUUUGGGUUGGUUAAACUCGCUCCCGACGGCGUAAAUUCUGUUGCAACUAAGCUCGCUGGGACAUUUGGUUACCUUGCACCUGAAUAUGCAGUGAUGGGAAAGAUCACAACUAAAGCUGAUGUAUUCAGCUUCGGGGUAGUGCUGAUGGAACUUUUGACCGGCCUUAUGGCGCUGGACGAAGGACGUUCGGAGGAAAGCCGGUACUUAGCCAAUUGGUUUUGGCAAAUAAAAUCUAGCAAACAAAGGCUCAUGGCUGCGGUCGAUUCGACUCUUGACGCGGACGAAGAAAGCAUUUCUACGAUAGCGGAACUGGCUGGACAUUGCACUGCAAGGGAGCCGCACCACCGGCCUGACAUGGGCCACGUCGUGAAUGUGUUGGUCCUACUGGUUGAGAAAUGGAAACCGGUUGAUGAUGAACUAGAUAGCAUAUCUGGUAUUGAUUACAGGCUGCCACUUCCUCAGCUGUUAAAGGCUUGGCAAGAAACUGAUAGCACUGGGGCUAGCUUCAGCAGCAAUAUCAAUGACAGCAAGGGAAGCAUUCCGGCCAGGCCUAUGGGAUUUGCAGAGUUGCUGACUUCCACUGAUGCUCGAUGAGUAUCGAAGCAAUGGGAUGUGAUGGUGAACAUCAGCUGCUGCAUACAGUUUCUAAUGCUCAAGGUGGCAUUUUGGUGAUUUUAUUAUAUAAUUUUCUCAGUCGAUUUUUGAGAACUGUUUUGAAGGUACCAUUGGAGAUAGAGAAGUUUUAGCUCUACUUUGUUAUAAAUUCAUUGUUCUCCAAUGAUGUGGAGUGAUCUCUUAAUUUGGUUAUAUGUUGCAUUAUAGAUAAUUGAUAUUGAGAUGUCUCAUAGUAUAAAAUUCAAUAUUAACCGCGUAUAAGCGUCACCAGUGGUGCCUUAAAACGCACGUAAUUGGUUCUCGAUUUU